Molecule: messenger RNA, 3130 nt
Organism: Astyanax mexicanus (Mexican tetra)
Lineage: Eukaryota; Metazoa; Chordata; Actinopteri; Characiformes; Acestrorhamphidae
Product: TRPM8 channel-associated factor homolog
Exons: 7
Coding region: 367-2496 (709 amino acids)
Source: RefSeq, a predicted model, not a curated record
UCUUUGUUGCCCAACUACAGCAAAGAUAAACUCUGAUUUUGCUCAGUUGCUUCAUAUGAACUUAUUAAUUCUGGAGCGCCCUCUGGAGGCUGAAUAAACAGGGUAAACGGUCUGGAGUGGGUGCUCUUCUCUAUAUAGACUCUCUGUUGAACGAAGGGGAGGAGGAGAGGGGUCUGGACUAAAAUUUCCUACAGAUUAAUGAUCUAUCAGUUCCUCCUGCAGGCAGUUAAGAGAAAAUCAUUCUGGUAAAAUUACAGCACAGCAUAAAUAUAUCACGAUUUAACGUCGGAAUUAGCUGGAUAAACCUGUAAUAUUAAGAAGUACAGUUCAUUCUACAGCCAGUAGGACAGCACCUCAAAUCAAACCAUGACUGCCAAUGGCUUCAAGGAUGACCUCCAAUUUCUUUUGCAAGGUGUGUCUGAGUUUGACAUUCAGGGGGAACUUGUGCCGUCUGAUAUCUUGGUGCAUGGAUCUUCAGCAUUUCCUAUUGGAUUCACCCCAGAUGGGCAGACGUUCUGUGCUGGGGCCCUCUACGGACAGGGUCGUGUAAUUGUAGUCAGCCAUGAAUCUUACCUAGGUCGUGAACCACUGUCCACUUUCAUGGUCAAUGCCAUCCACUGGCUUGAUCAAAGGCGUAAUGGUGUUAUCGGAGUCUUGCCUGAACUUAAAAGCAUCUGCAGCCUGUUGAGCAAGUCAGGGCUACAGUGUAGGAUCACUGAGCUUCAGGAGGACCUGAGUGUGUUUGUCUGCACCUCCUACAGUGAUGCUCAGUGUGAAGAGAUUCAGGAUUUUGUUGCUGCUGGUGGAGGCCUUCUGAUUGGUGGUCAUGCUUGGUGGUGGGCCCACUGUAAUCCUGGCUGUAAUGUGAUGACCGAUUGCCCUGGAAAUCGUAUUCUUGACAAAAUGGGAAUAUGUCUCUCAGAUAAAACAGUGAAAGCUGGAAAGUACAAGGCUCCAGAGGUGAACCAAGACGUCCUCACCUCUUCAGGGCUGUACCAUUUCCAGAACAUGCUGCAACGCUUAUCUGGCCAUGUUCUCCAGAACCAGAAGCUGGGAGAUUAUGAACUGCAGUUUCUGAAGAAGUUUGGCAGGGACUGCAUCAGUUAUCUCCACAUGCAGGCACAUGACUCUGACAUGUACAAGUCAGUAGUCGAACGCCUCAAAGAUUUGGUUAAGGCAGGAUUUCCACAGGUGUCUCCUGAGCGUCCUGUUAAAAGUCCAAUGGAUCGUUUGCUUCUUCUGGUGGGAACAGAGCUAUUCAGGGUUUGCAGAUUCUCCAAUGCACUUCUGUUAUACAAAACAGUUGAUGCACCAAACCUACCAUCAGUGUCUAACGCAAGAGUUUGGAUCAGUAUUACUACAUCAGAUAAAGAAGAAUGGAUAAGCACAGGUCUGUAUCUCUCACCUGGAAUGAAGACUAACAUCACAGUUCCCAGAACAAUCACAGGAAAAGGGUGGCAGGUGCAGAUCGGUUGUCAGACUGAUCGUUUACGCCACGCAGACGAACUGAAACGAGCUCAGAAUGUGUGUGAGCGUUUCCGUUUGGAGAAAGAGAGUGUUGAGGUUUGUAAUCUGUGGGGAGGACUCAUAUACCUGAUCGCUCCUCCUAGAAGUUCAGUACAGAACGUGGAGGUUGUGGUACAGAGAGCCGUAAAAGCACCGUACUACAAGUCUGGACAGACCAGUGUAUCUGAUUGGGUAUCCCAGAUCCGUAAAGCCCCAGCCCCCUGGGCAGAGCUGGAGUUUGAGAAUCUCAUCAUGACCAUGCCAUCAGAUGUGAUACGCCACCUGGAUCAUCCUGACCAUGUUGCCACUCUCUGGAACUCCAUUAUGAGGAGUGUGGCUGACUUGGCCGCUAAGCCUGCAUUGUUUCCCCGCAAGGAACGCUUUGUUGCUGAUGUUCAGAUUUUGGCUGGCUUUAUGCAUUCUGGUUACCCCAUUAUGAUGCACACAGUCUCUGCUCCAGACCUGGUGAAUCCAUAUGUUUCUGGCAAAAGUGACUUUUGGGGACCUGUCCAUGAGUUGGGCCACAACCAGCAACACUCUGAUUGGGAGUUCCCACCCUAUACUACUGAGUGCACCUGUAACCUGUGGUCUGUGUAUGUGCAUGAGGUGGUGCUGGGUGUGAAGAAGGCAGAUGCUCAUGGGCAGAUGACCCCGCAGAGACGACAAAACCGAAUUAAAAAAUACAUCGAGGGUGGACGAAACCUGAAGGACUGGACAGUCUGGACAGCCUUGGAGACUUAUAUGCAGCUGCAGGAAGAGUUUGGCUGGGAUGCGUUUAAGAAAGUCUUCGCAGCUUACCAUGACAUGACCGGCGUACCACAGGACAACAAGGGCAAGAUGAACCUGUACGCUGAAACCUUCUCUAAGGUGGUGAACAGGAAUCUGACCCCCUUCUUCAAAGCCUGGGGCUGGCCCAUCCAGCCCAGUACUGAAGAGCAGCUGUGCAGCCUGCCCGAGUGGAGGGACCACCCUCUGGUCCAGUACGACUAGCCUAUUUUGUGGAGAAAAUAUACAUUCUGAUUUUAUUUCUAAUUUGAAACAAACCCACACUUCCUGUAAGGAACUCUGGGACAACAACAUCAGUGCCUUUUGUUAACAACCUCACAUCUAGCCACAUACAUGUAUUAUGGACCAAUACCAGGCCUGCCAGUAAAGAAAAUGUACUGACUAUUAGCCACUUAAUAAAGAGCAAUUAUCAGGUCAAACUGCAAAACAGCUUCUUGUCUACUGAACACUUUGUGCCCAAAUUACUUUUGAAGAAUUCAUUAACAGAAAUAUGCUUACAUAUUCCAGCUUCUACUGGGGGUGUUUACUCACAGUACAAUACAAAUAUGUUAUUUUAAUUUUAUUGUAUUUGUUUCUAUAACUUUGAUGUGGUUAGGUCACAUUUUAUUAGUAAUCAAUGCAGCAAAACAUUGAUCAGAAUUUUAUCUUAUUUUCUAAACUUUAUACUCAGACAAGCUCAACUUGCCUUCUGUUUGAAUCUAUUCCUUUUUACAACUCAGCAAAAAUACUACAAUGUGUGACUGUCCAGAUGUAAAUUAUUAGACUGGAUAUUUUAACAGUUAAUAGUUUUGAAUAUGUAUUGUUUUGCUUUUGCCUAUGGAACUUUAUGCUAAUAAAA